AUGUCGAAGCCUCAGGUUGCACUUCGGGAUUCGAGAGUUGAAAAAGACGAUUGGAUUUCAGCCGUGGUCUCCAAAAAGAAAUGCAUGAUUGGAGCAAUUGUUGUUAAAAGGAUGGCUGUGGAUGUGGAUGUAGUUGGUGGUCUCGUCUAUUUUUCCUCAGUAAGCUUAGUGGUACAUGAUGAGACUAGAGUGGGAUUAGGUCGAGACUUCUUCUGUUCUGAGUUUUGUGGGCGAGAGAUCACAGCUUUUGAGUGUCUCUAG
Enterobius vermicularis (human pinworm) is the source of this 261-nucleotide messenger RNA. The record is from the annotation of a GenBank genome assembly. NCBI's taxonomy places the organism in Eukaryota, Metazoa, Nematoda, Chromadorea, Rhabditida, Oxyuridae.